AUGUAUUACAAAGGAAUCUACCACUUAUUCUUCCAAUACAACCCAAAGGGCGCCGUUUGGGGAAACAUCGUGUGGGCCCACUCGGUCUCAAAAGACCUAAUCAACUGGAAAAAAGUCCCACACGCAAUCUCCCCUUCCAAACCUUUUGACAAAUACGGGUGCUGGUCCGGGUCGGCCACGAUCCUACCCGGAAACCGGCCCAUAAUCCUCUACACCGGCAUCGUAGACCAAAACAACACCCAAGUCCAAAACUACGCCAUCCCCGCAAACCUUUCCGACCCGUACCUUCGCGAUUGGAUCAAGCCCAAUAACAACCCGCUCAUAUUCCCCGACCCGUUCACAAACUCGACCUCUUUCCGUGACCCGACAACAGCCUGGCCCGGCCCGGACGGGCACUGGAGAAUCGCGAUUGGCAGCAGGAGAAAGCACAGAGGCCUCGCGCUUUUGUACAGGAGUCGGGACUUUAUGACGUGGACAAAGGCCAAGCACCCGUUGCACUCGACAGCUGGCACGGGGAAUUGGGAGUGUCCCGAUUUUUUCUCUGUCUCCAAAUUGAAGCACGUGUUUAAAGUGAGCCUGGACGAGACUAGAUAUGAAUACUACACUAUUGGUACGUAUGAUGUUGAGAAGGAUAGGUAUGUUCCGGAUGAAGGUAUGGUGGACGGGUGGAAUGGGUUGAGAUUUGAUUACGGGAAUUUUUAUGCUUCCAAGUCGUUUUUCGACCCGAGGAAGAAUAGGAGGAUUUUGUGGGGUUGGGCGAAUGAGUCGGAUUCUACUGACAAUGAUGUUAACAAAGGAUGGGCUGGUAUUCAGCUUAUACCGCGUACGAUUGUGCUCGACCCAAGUGGCGACCAAUUGUUGCAAUGGCCUGUUGAGGAAAUUGAAACUCUUAGAAGGAACAAGGUUGAAUUGAGCAAUUGUAGACUCGAAAAGGGUGAAAAGUUGGAAGUCAAAGGAAUUACAGCUGCACAAGCUGAUGUGAACGUCACAUUCUCGUUCGAUAGCUUGGACAAGGCUGAGCCGUUUGAUCCAAAGUGGGAUAGAUAUGAUGGGCAAAAGCUGUGUAGCCAAAUGGGCUCGACCGUGCGAGGUGGAUUGGGCCCGUUUGGGCUACUCACGUUAGCCUCGAGAAACCUGGACGAAUAUACCCCUGUUUUCUUUAGAGUAUUCAAGGAUCAACACAAGAAGUCGACUCUAAUGGAUGGCAAGACGUACAUGAAGGAUGGUAAACCGGCAUAUCGGCCUUCAUUUGCAGGGUUUGUUAAUGUUGACUUGAAAGACAAGAAGCUUUCUCUCAGGAGCUUGAUUGAUCAUUCUGUUGUGGAGAGUUUCGGUGCCGGGGGCAAAACCGUCAUUACGUCGAGAGUAUAUCCGAUUGUGGCGUUGUAUGAUAAUGCACAUUUGUACGCGUUCAAUAAUGGGACGCAGACUGUGAAAAUCGAGCAAUUGAGUGCGUGGUCGAUGAGCAAGCCUCUGCAGAUGAACCAUUGAGAGAUAUGCUCA
This is a messenger RNA of Striga asiatica, 1503 nucleotides long. Lineage: Eukaryota; Viridiplantae; Streptophyta; Magnoliopsida; Lamiales; Orobanchaceae. The record is from the annotation of a GenBank genome assembly.